AUGAACGUCAAUGACUUUGUGAUACUCCCUGGUUCUAAGAUGGGAAUGUCUGUAAAACUGAAGGCAAAAAGUGUGCGAGAGUUGCAGUUGGAGAAGGUUCAGCUGGAACUUGACAAUAAAGAAAUGGAAAGCAAACUGCAGCAGCUUCAGUCAAACAUGAGCAGAGAGAAGCUCGAGAGAGAAAGAGCAAAUGGAUACCACUGGAAGUCUGGCCAGGCUGGCCUGGGCCUGCAGCCCCAGUUGUCGCAAAACAAAGGGAACACUGCAAAGAUUUCUUCAGGCAAAGUAAAGUUGAGAGUACUUAAGGAACAAACUCAAGUUCCAGAACCGGCUAAGCAGUUAGUUUCUCAUAGAGUUGCAAGUGCUGCGUCCACAGAAAAGCCAAAAGUUAAGGGAAAGCCAUGUGGCCAGUGUGAGACAAAGACUGCCUUGCUGGUGUGUUUGGACUGUGGAGAAGACUAUUGUCUGAGCUGCUUUGCCAAUGUCCACCAGAAGGGGGCACUGAAGCUCCAUAGAACGACUUACUUGCAGGCAAAAACACAUGUUCCGGUUGAGAAACUGCAGGCUGCUCAGCAGUUCCUGAAGAAAAUCUAUCCUGAUGAAUCUAAUGGAAAGAUAAAUUAUGAACACAAGAAAGGAGUUAAUUUCUUGGAGGAUCCGUCAGACCUUUCUUCACCUUUACCAAAAAUGCCAACACAUGAUAUAGAGGAGGCUUUUACAGUACCAACGGGAGUUACGUCCAAGUGCCAGACGGGUGGGUCUUUACUGCAUGGUACCUUUAGUGAAGAAGAGUCUGCAAAGUCUUUCCAGGAAGCACUAAAUCAGUGGAGAAGCAGAAAUUCCCCUCGAAAGCAUACAGAAGAACGUUGCUGUCAGGUUGGAUCGGAAAAUGCAGAAACCUGUGAGGUGCAAACAAGUCCUCCAAUUAUGAAAAAAACUAUGAAAAUCCAAUUCAAAGAGGAUAGCUUGAAAUAUAUGGAAAGAUUAUGGCUUAAGAAAUACAAAAGGACUCCACUUGAAAUGUUGCCAGAUGUUCUAGAAGAUGAACUUAAACCUGCCAGAUCUCUGAUAAAUGAAGCUCAUGAUACUUGGGUUGGAGAAGAGGAGGAUGAGGAAGUUGUAAAUGCUCAUUUAGCAGGUUUGAUUUUUUUUUAAAUUCCAGCUGAAGAGAUGAAAAAAUUCUGGGCAGAUGUUGAGGAAGAAGAGCCUGAGGCAGUUCCUGUAAACCUUGAGUCUUCUCUGAAAAUUGAGAUCCUUGAAGAUGCUUGCAAGGAGGAGCCUGAAGAAUCUGCCAGCGUUGUGAUUACAGAAGCUGGAUCUGAAGAGUUUGAUGACUACAGCGGUACCAUGUCAGAAAAUCACAAAACUGAACGAGGCAUUUUUCUGGCACAAGCUGUCGACAUUCCCACGAGGUCACCUCUUUUUUCUGCAGUUGACAAAGAAAAUGAUUUAACUUUUCUUCAUAAUAAACAUGAAGAACUUCCGGGAGCGAGCUCAACUUCUGUACAGUCGGAAAGAACGGAUGUCCUUCGUGAUCCUUCCAGUACAGAAGUUUCCAGCAUUCCUUAUGAAAGAGCUGCAACAAAAGAAAAGCCCACAGUAGUGAAAAAGGAUCGUUCCUGCAUGUCACCGGGGCAGAUUUCUAGUCGUCUCGAGUUGGCUCCUUGUGAAUCUUCCCCUCUGAUGGAAUUCCUUGAAGACUGCGAGGGAGCACCAGAGUUGAGGGACGUUUCAUCAGUAACUACCGAAUGCUCCAUGUUGUUGCAAGAAGUGGCCUUAAAAGAGAAACCUGUUUGUACCCCAUAUCGAGGACUUGAGGGGUUCUUUGCAAUGAGUACAAGCUCUCAGGAAGUCACGGCGGACUUGUUUCCUUCACCAUGCACGGGCAGGCAAUCUCCAAGCAAGGGCCUUUCGUUUUCAGGGUCUGACAAAUGGAUAAGGGACUUCAGCUUUAGUGAGUGUGCUGAUGAAACUGUAGUGCAGGAUGUCUUGAACCUGGAGCUUGCCAGGCCAUCAAGUAUGCUGGGACGACGGAGCCGAGAAAAGGCUAUUCCAAGGCCUUUUUCGUCAAACAAGCCCUGCUACAGAACUGCUGUGGAGGACAGCUCUCGUCCUCCUUCAGCCUUUCAGAGAGGACCCAGAAGUUCACGUGCUACACCUUUAUCUCGAGCUGCUUCUGAAAUUUCAGAAAUUGAAGACAUCGAUGUCACCGAGCACGAUGAUCCCUUCUUGGAAGAUAGCAUCGAUCAACAAGCUUUAGCAGAUUUAGAAAGCGAAUUGCAAGCUAGUGCAGGUCUUCAGGAGAAACUCAGUGGAGUCUUGUCAGAUUCACCUGCCUUCAACAGACAUUCAAAGGUGACAAGUCGCAGUUGUACAGCCCUUCAUAAUAACCAUGAAACAAAAGACUACAGUAAAAGUGAUACUAUAAGACUAUAUGAUGGUCAUACAGAUGAUGAAGAAGACCUUUGGCAGGACAAGCAGCAGGUGAUGGAGUUACGUUGA
Gekko japonicus is the source of this 2502-nucleotide messenger RNA. RefSeq names its product zinc finger, B-box domain containing (gene ZBBX). Gene Ontology annotation, biological process: cilium movement. Gene Ontology annotation, cellular component: motile cilium. The record is from RefSeq and is a predicted model, not a curated record. NCBI's taxonomy places the organism in Eukaryota, Metazoa, Chordata, Lepidosauria, Squamata, Gekkonidae. The transcript is spliced from 20 exons.